AUGUUGUUUGGGACCAAAGCGAAUGCUAUGCUUAUCACACUCACACGUCAACAACACUCACUUCCCAGUAGCACCGUUAACUCCUUCUUCCAUCACCGCAAGUCUCCACUUAAUCUUCUUCAAGCCAAAAGAUUGCACGCUCUUCUUCUUGUCCUUGGUUUCUUUCACCCCACUUCUCCUCAUAAGUCCUUCGCUUCCAACCUUGUCAAUGUAUAUGUUAACUUUGGUUGCCUCCAACAUGCGUUUCUCACUUUCCGUCAACUACCCCACAAGCCCAACAUUGCUUGGAAUGCCAUUCUCCGAGGUUUGGUUGGUGCUGGCCACUUCCCCAAAGCCAUUCACUUUUAUCACUCCAUGCUCCAAAAAGGAGUAACCCCUGACAAUUACACUUACCCACUUGUCCUCAAGGCUUGUUCUUGCUUGCGUGCACUUGACCUAGGUAGAUGGAUUCAUGAUACCAUCUUGUACAAUGAGUUGCAUUGUAAAAUAAAGCGUAAUCUUUAUGUUCAGUGUGCUGUGAUUGACAUGUUUGUGAAGUGUGGCAGCUUGGAAGAUGCACGUAGAUUAUUUGAAGAAAUGCCGGAUAGAGACUUGGCUCUGUGGACUGCCAUGAUAUGUGGAACUGCGUGGAAUGGUGAGUGGUUUGAAGCGCUUUCCCUGUUCACAAAGAUGAGAUCACAAGGGCUGAAGCCUGAUUCAGUGAUUGUGUCAUCUAUGUUACCAGUAUGUGGCAGAUUGGAGAAUGUGAAUCUGGGGAUGGCAUUGCAUGGCUGUGCUGUGAGGAGUGGCUUUGACAGUGAUUUGUAUGUGUGCAAUGCUGUCAUAGACAUGUACUGCAAAUGUGGUGAUCUACUUGAGGCCCAUCGUGUGUUUAAUCAUAUGGUUUAUAGGGAUGGAGUUUCUUGGACUACCUUGAUCGCUGGAUACUCACAAAAUGGGCUAUACCAAGAGAGUUAUGAACUGUAUAUUAGAAUGGUAAAUAUGGGUUUAACAACAAGUGCAAUUGUUGCCUCGAGUGUUCUUCCUGCUUUGGGAAAGCUCAAGUUGUUGAAACGGGGGAAGGAGAUGCACAGCUUUGUUCUUAAAGAAGGACUUCUAUCAGAUGUAGUCGUAGGAAGUGCAUUGAUUGAUAUGUAUGCUAAUUGUGGGUCAAUCAAGGAAGCGGAGUCAAUAUUUGAGUGCAUGUCAGAUAAGGAUACCACGGUGUGGAAUUCAAUGAUUGUGGGGUAUAAUUUAGUUGGUGAUUUUGAGUCAGCAUUUUUAACCUUUAGAAGAAUCUGGGGAGCUGAACUUAGGCCAAAUUCCAUUACUUUAGUAAGUGUUCUUCCUAUAUGCACCCAAUUGGGAGCUCUCAGACAAGGAAAGGAAAUCCAUGGUUAUGUGACCAAAAGUGGUCUAGGAUUGAAUGUUUCCAUUGGAAAUUCUCUAAUAGAUAUGUACAGCAAAUGCGGAUUUCUAGAACUUGGAGUGAAGGUCUUUAACCAGAUGAUGGUAAAGAAUGUCAUUACAUAUAACACUGUGAUCACAGCUUAUGGAGCUCAUGGUCUGGGAGAAAAGGGUUUGACAUUUUAUGAGCAAAUGAAGGUGGCAGGAAUAAAACCAAAUAAAAUCACUUUUAUUUCGCUAUUAUCUGCAUGUAGUCAUGCAGGUCUACUUGACAGAGGUUGGCUGUUGUAUAAUUCUAUGAUUAUUGAUUAUGGAAUUGAGCCUGAUACGGAGCAUUACUCGUGCAUGGUGGAUCUCAUUGGUAGAGCUGGAGAUCUUGAUGGUGCAUACAAGUUCAUCACUAGCAUGCCUAUGAUACCAGAUGCCAAUGUUUUGGGAAGCUUUGUAGGUGCUUGUGGACUUCACAACAAAGUGGAAUUGGCUGAGCUUCUUGCAGAGCGUAUUUUCCAAUUAAAUCUUGAUGAUUCAGGCCACUAUGUUCUUUUAUCAAAUUUAUACGCCUCUAGGAAACGAUGGGAAGAUAUGUCAAAGGUGAGAAGCAUGAUAAAAGUUAAAGGGUUGGAGAAAAAACCAGGAAGUAGCUGGAUUCAGGUAGGUCACCACAUUUACGUUUUCCAUGCUAACAGUACCUUUCAUCCGGCAUUUGCAAAGAUUAAAGAGACUCUGGAUAGCCUAUUGUUAGUAAUGAAGAGAGAAGAUUAUACGUUAACCAAUGUUAAUGAUCAACAUUUUACGUAA
Molecule: messenger RNA, 2184 nt
Organism: Abrus precatorius (Indian licorice)
Lineage: Eukaryota; Viridiplantae; Streptophyta; Magnoliopsida; Fabales; Fabaceae
Product: putative pentatricopeptide repeat-containing protein At3g01580
Exons: 1
Coding region: 1-2184 (727 amino acids)
Biological process (GO): RNA modification
Molecular function (GO): RNA binding; protein binding
Source: RefSeq, a predicted model, not a curated record